AUGUAAACUAAUUAUUCACCUCCUUCAACUCCUUCAAACAUCUUUGAAAAACUUAAACAUUAUAGAAAAAGUUAAAUGUCCUCUGUUUUACGAAAUCUAUUAAACAGUCCUCCAAGCAGACCAACAACUAUGUAAAAACCCUAACUUAAGUUACAAUCCUUCUCAUAGAGGACAUCACCAAUUCCAAAAGAUUUGUCAGUAUUUGAAAGAACUCAAGAUCAAACAGUCAAACAUUUAGACUUCAGUCAUCUCCAUGAGUUUGAGAUUAGAACACCAAAUAUGACUCCUCAUUCACCUUUAAACUCAAAAAAUCAGAUGAGUAGAGUAUUAAAUUUAUGUGAUUCUUUUUCAAGGAACAAAAAAUGAACUCUUUCAUCAAUUCAUAAAGGUACAACAAGAAUGA
Messenger RNA from Paramecium primaurelia, 403 nucleotides. Lineage: Eukaryota; Ciliophora; Oligohymenophorea; Peniculida; Parameciidae. The record is from the annotation of a GenBank genome assembly.